Oryza sativa Japonica Group (Japanese rice) is the source of this 795-nucleotide messenger RNA. NCBI's taxonomy places the organism in Eukaryota, Viridiplantae, Streptophyta, Magnoliopsida, Poales, Poaceae. The record is from RefSeq and is a predicted model, not a curated record.
UGGCCUAAGAGAUAGAUGGGCCUGAAAUGCGCCGAUGGUCAGGCCUGCCACAUCACCACUUCACUUGGCCCUAAUACUCCUUUUUUAGGGCCCAUCUCAGGAUACCGAGUUGCUACCCCCCGACCCGGCGGCCAGAUCGCGAGCUGGGAAGAGGCGGCGGCGGCGAUGAGCGCGGGGGUGGGCGGGCUGCGGCAGCUGCUGGCGGCGGCGGUGACGACGGGGGUGGCGGAGGCGCGGGCGGCGAUCUUCGGGCACGCGCUGAACCCGACGGGGAAGCGCGCGGCGACCAAGCUGCUGCGGAAGAAGAUGGUCGGCGAGCAGCUCGCGCAGUGGUACCCCUACGACAUCAAGCGCGACGACCCGCUCGUCAUGGCGCGCGAGGAGAAGGCGCGUUUGUCAAAGCUGGAAAUGCUUAAGCGUCGCGGGAAGGGUCCUCCAAAGAAGGGCCAGGGAAGGCGUGCGGUCAAGAGAAGCAAAUAGUUGCCUUAAUUCUGCAUACAUCAGUUCCUGGCGUUCAUCCUGUUUGGGCGCUGAAAUAUUUCGUUGUUGUCAGCAAUGUACUCUUUCUAGUAGGUCAAACAAGAUCCAUUGGCAAUGAAAUUUGCUUUCCUUCAUCAUAAAACCGAUGUAUUUGUGCUGCCGGCAUGAAUGCAAGACAAUUUUCUAUUGAUUGUUCUGUUGCCAUAAAUUUAGCUUUGGCUCAAAAGAUUGCAUUUGAGUGUACACUUGUUAACCUUAGCUCUGUCCUCUCUUUCUUCUCAUAUACAGAAUUCGUAUUUUGGUAUUGAAAUGCUA